Molecule: messenger RNA, 477 nt
Organism: Hippopotamus amphibius kiboko
Lineage: Eukaryota; Metazoa; Chordata; Mammalia; Artiodactyla; Hippopotamidae
Gene: CYTL1
Product: cytokine like 1
Exons: 4
Coding region: 70-477 (135 amino acids)
Biological process (GO): positive regulation of transcription by RNA polymerase II
Source: RefSeq, a predicted model, not a curated record
AGGACCACCUCCAAGCCUCUGCUUAAAGGGGCGGCUGGCCUUGGGCUGCAGUCAAGCUGCCUUUGCACCAUGACACGCCAGCUGCUUCCCUUGCUGCUGCUGCUCCUGGCUGGCCCCCCAGCCGCACAGCCCACUCCCCCGACCUGCUACUCCAGGAUGCUCAGCCUGAGCCGGGAGAUCACCGCUGACUUCCAGAGCCUCCAGGCCACAGAGCCCUCGGACCUGUGUGUGAGAUACCUGCCCAGGCUGUACCUGGAUAUACACAAUUACUGUGUGUUGGCCAAGCUGCGGGACUUUGUGGCAUCGCCCCAGUGUUGGAAGGUGGCCCAGGUAGAUGCCUUGAAGGACAAAGUGCGGAAACUGUACACCAUCAUGAACUCGUUCUGCAGGAGAGACCUGGUGUUCCUGUCGGAUGACUGCAAUGCCCUGGAAUACCCAAUCCUAGUGACCACGGUCCUGCCAGAUCAUCAGAGCUAA